CCCCAUUGCCUGCAGUUUUAUGUCUUCCCGGAGGGCCCAGGUGCAGUGUCUAUAGUUGAGACAAGAAUUCAACAUUAGACAUUUUUUAAAGUUGGCGUUGAAAUCGAACGACGUUUAUGAAAAUGGCUGGAAACACUCCCAAAGUGUACGAUCUCUUCCAUCCGACUCCGGUACCGUUGAAAGAACUGGCAGCUAUCGCCGUAAGUCUCCAAAUAUGGCGUUCUGAACUGAAGAAAUUCCGUACAAACGGUAUAAAGGAAAAAUUCGAUCCAUCAGAACAUGCUACCUGUAUUUCUUUGGAUACAUAUCUGCCUGAUUUACCAACUUGCAUUCACGAUGUGAUCGACGGCUAUGUCAAGAAACUGGGCUUGUCAAUAGAUAGCUGGGUAUCAGAUCAUUGCGGAAAAGUGAUCGAUACUAAUACCAACCCUCGAGACUUCAGCUCAGGAGACUUCUAUUACGUUUUGAAAUACUUCGACGAUUUCGUAUGUGAUUACGAUGGCACCCUUCAUUAUGCCAGGACAGCCAAACGUUGGUUGCAAUGUACCAGUAAUAUGCUCGGUUUAAAUGGAAAAUUCUCCAUUGCGUGUUUGUACUGUUUCGAAGACGUCAUCAAAGAAGUAUGGCCGUUUGUAUCGAAAAAUACAGUCUGGAAUGAUAUCAAGUGCGACAGGAAUCCGAUACUGUAUUAUUGGAUUUGCUACCUUAGAAAUGAUUUAGGUAAGAUAAAAAACCGUAGAGGUGAUUCUGUAUAUGAAACGAUGUUCUGCUUGAUCGGCAAAGACAAGCCUUGUCUAAGACCGGCAGUGGAUUACUUCUGGGAUCGUAUUCCUUUGGCUGGUCGAAUGCGACCGGCUAAAAAAGUAAUGAAAUAUCGCUUUAAAUCGUUCGUUCGGUUCCUUCUACCGAAACUAGAUAAUCAACUGUUGCAGGAAAUCAUCGACUACAAAGGCGUCGAUUUGGUACACAUUCUGUUUAGAGAUGAAAAAUACGACGAACAGGCGGUUAUAACGACUUGGUUGUACGUUAGAAAUCGCUUUAACAAGGAUAUGUUCAGCUACCUGGUUCACAAAAUAUUCGAAACGGAGCUUUUGUACGUGAGCGACGAUUUUUGGGGAACGGCUCGCGAAGACGACAGUUUAGCAUAUUUGGCUCGUGAAAUAUGGAAUAAUGCUCCGCAUAAAUUAAAACUAUUGACGAUUCGGAACAUUAUAUCCGAUGGUCAAAUGUUCCAAGGCAUGGCUGACGGUCUCGAUUGGGAUCCGGAUCCAAAAAACGCCGAUUUCCUAUUGACCGUUAUCUCCGACGCAGCCAUCAAAGACAGGAAGAAUUUAUUCUGGCUACGCAACUGGCAUCAGUUGAUCGCACUUUACUCGGGAAAAGAUUUACAUCAAAUGAUGAAACUUUGCUUCGAAAAUGACGACAAAAUCGUGCGGUUCAAAGAAAAGGUCAUGGCUGUCAGUAAAUUCGUAAGCGGUCACUGUCGCAAAUUACUCAGUUAUUCGCUUUUCAAUAAAUUGAAAGACUUUAUAAGUUUCUUAUACCCCGAGACGCAACCGGCGAUCAAUUUCAAACGAAAAAUACUCAAGUCAGCUUAUCUCCUUACAGAUUUCACCGAAGAAAACGCCCUUGCCAGCAGCGACAAACUACGUAGGCGCUUUUUCGAAUUAUUGAAUAGGGCGGAAUUCGACGAAGUGAACGACUUCUUGAAUUUCUUAUGGCCCGAAAUGCGAGAACCGAGAAUUUUCAAGCAACGAUUACUCCAGUUGGCUUUUCUCGGCCAAGAUUGUCAACUUGGUGAUUCGAUUAUGCGUGGAAUUGAAAAAUUCAACGGAUUCAUCGACGAUACUUUUAACACCGUUGAACUGUCCAACGAUUUUAAAAAUCAGCUCGCGUCGUCGCCUUCAAUUCAGGACCGUCUAGUGGGCUAUGCUCAAUCAUCUUAUGAUAUAGAAAAGUUUCUGAAAUUCGUUGACACGUUUGUUCUGCAAGAACAAACUCUGAUGCAGAUCAAACGGCGUACAGGAGAUGCGUUAAAAGAGCAUUUUUCCAAGACUAAUUCAUCAGAUAAAUACGAGUUAAGGUUACGCUUUUCGUAUGAUUUCCCAUCUGACGAGUUUUUAUUGUGGUGUUUUGGAAAUGAGGAAGAAGUUGCGAAGUUUAAACUGAGCAUUGGUUACAAACCCAAGGAUUCAUCCGAUCCCAUGUUAGUUGAUUCUGAUUCAGACUUCGAGCUUUUUCCCAAGAUUUUCUAGGACUGUAAUAAUUGUGUUACACUAAAUUUUCUCGAUUUUUAUUUUGUAUGUAUCCAUUGAUUAAAAUAAGUUUCGUUUAUUGAAAUCGAACAUGUUUAUUGUCUUUCUUAAUAACGAUUCAAUAAUUAUUCUAACUAGAGAUACCUUACAUUAAUAAAUUUGUAUCUAUUUUACUUUUAAGUACACAUUUUUUAAGAUGGAAAUUUAAUGGUAAUUUGAAAUCAAUUUUUCAAGUAAUUUCACGAUUUCUUUAUGAUUAUUUUUAGUGUUAAAUUACGGUUGUUUUGAGUUAGCUUCAUUUUUUUUUAUGAUUGAAAUUAUAUGAUAAACUAAGUCUUAUUUUUGAGGUAAUUUCACGUUUUUUAUUUUUUUUUUGAUUUUUUUUAGUGUGAAAUUACAGCUUAAUUCAGCUUUCUCGAGUUUAUUUUAUUCUGAUUUGUGAUUUUUUUAAAUUGAAUAUCGUAUCGUGAUUUCAUUUAAUAGUUUACCUACCUACCUACUUACUAAGUAAUUUUGUUCAUUGUUCGUUCGGGCUACUCGAUGAUUCGUCGAACUAUUGCCUCAGUGAUUUUGUUUGUUUGAUCUUAGAGUACAAUUUUUGAGCAUAA
Messenger RNA from Planococcus citri (citrus mealybug), 2863 nucleotides. RefSeq lists its product as uncharacterized. The transcript is spliced from 2 exons. Bases 117 to 2255 code for a protein of 712 amino acids. Lineage: Eukaryota; Metazoa; Arthropoda; Insecta; Hemiptera; Pseudococcidae. The record is from RefSeq and is a predicted model, not a curated record.